Messenger RNA from Anthonomus grandis grandis, 15166 nucleotides. Its product is annotated as acetylcholinesterase-like. The transcript has 13 exons. Gene Ontology annotation, biological process: acetylcholine catabolic process; choline metabolic process. Gene Ontology annotation, molecular function: acetylcholinesterase activity. The record is from RefSeq and is a predicted model, not a curated record. Gene Ontology annotation, cellular component: plasma membrane. NCBI's taxonomy places the organism in Eukaryota, Metazoa, Arthropoda, Insecta, Coleoptera, Curculionidae. The coding region runs from base 247 to 2244 and encodes 665 amino acids.
GGAAGUUGAUUAGGGACCGCGGGAGCUCUGUUCGCGUUUCGCGGACGAUACUAGUUUAUCAUCGCGACUCGUCAAUUUUUUUCGGGUGUCUUUUGUGAGUAGAAACUUUUGAGAUUUUAACUAAAAAGGUGGUUGGUUUUUGGUUUGAGGUUGUAAGCCGAUGCUGUGAAGACCUAAGAUGACUUCAUUUGUUGAAACUUGUUGACAAUCAUUACUUCCGGCUUGGUCCGGCCAACUCAAAAGGGUAUGCGGUGGGGCUGGUGGCCCCUAAUGGGGCUAUUGCUUACAGGAGUCGCCCCAGUAACUCCUUCUCAACGACGAGGCAGGCAUCGCUCCGUAACAGCCGAUGGCCCCAGGGCAGAACCCCUCACAGCUCAACAGGGAACUAAUAAUAAUAAUAAUAACAAUAACAACAGAAGAGAUCCUUUUGAUCCACAUAAAGAUUCCGAAGAGUUCAGGAGGGAUGCCCCUGAUGAUAAAAGGGAUUUUGCAAGUAGAGUCUCAUCUGAAGAUCCUUUAGUUAUACCGACUACCAAAGGUAAAGUUCGUGGGGCUACCGUUACAGCAGCCACGGGAAAGAAGGUGGAUGUAUGGCUGGGUAUUCCUUAUGCCCAAAAACCACUGGGAAGGCUUAGGUUUAGACAUCCUCGGCCUUAUGAAAAAUGGGAUGGUAUACUCAAUACCACAAAACAUCCAAACUCAUGUGUUCAAAUUAUAGAUACACUUUUUGGAGAUUUUCCUGGGGCUCAAGUUUGGAACGCUAAUACCCCAUUGAGUGAAGAUUGUUUGUAUAUUAACGUAGUAGUUCCACGUCCAAGGCCUACCAAUGCUGCUGUGAUGGUUUGGGUAUUUGGUGGAGGAUUCUACUCUGGAAGUAAUACAUUGGAUGUGUAUGAUCAUAAUAUUUUGGCGUCAGAAGAAAACGUCAUUGUGAUCUCAAUGCAGUACCGAGUGGCCUCUCUGGGAUUUUUAUACUUUGGUACAGCUGAAGCGCCUGGAAAUGCCGGACUGUUCGACCAAUUAAUGGCACUUCAAUGGAUAAGAGAUAAUGUGGCCGCUUUUGGGGGUAAUCCUCACAAUGUCACCUUGUUUGGAGAAAGUGCAGGAGCAGUAUCCGUGUCACUUCAUCUGUUAUCUCCUCUGUCCAGGAAUUUGUUCUCUCAGGCUAUAAUGGAAUCGGGUAGUGCAACAGCACCUUGGGCGGUAAUAUCACGAGACGAAAGUAUCUUGAGAGGUCUUCGAUUGGCCGAAGCGGUCAAAUGUCCUCAUGACCGAAACGAUUUGUCUGCCGUUGUGGACUGCUUGAGAAAGAAAGAUCCGGAAGAUUUGGUCAAUAAUGAGUGGGGUACUUUAGGUAUAUGCGAAUUUCCGUUUGUUCCUAUUAUUGACGGUGCAUUUUUGGAUGAAAAUCCUGCCAGGGCAUUGGCCACUAAGAAUUUUAAGAAAACUAGUAUACUUAUGGGCUCCAAUACGGAGGAAGGUUAUUAUUUUAUAAUGUACUAUUUGACUGAGCUGUUUAGAAAAGAAGAGAAUAUUUAUAUCAGCAGGCAAGAAUUUCUAAGAUCCGUGACUGAGCUGAACCCUUAUGUUGGCCCCGCUGCCCGUCAAGCGAUCAUUUUCGAGUACACCGAUUGGUUGAAUCCAGACGAUCCGGUGGCCAAUAGAGACGCUCUGGAUAAAAUGGUCGGGGAUUACCAGUUCACCUGUAAUGUCAACGAGUUUGCCCAUCGGUAUGCCGAAACUGGAAACAACGUUUACAUGUAUUAUUUUAAACAUAGAACAGUGUCUAACCCAUGGCCCUCGUGGACUGGUGUAAUGCACGGGGAAGAAAUCAAUUAUGUCUUCGGAGAGCCCUUGAAUCCCGCUAAGUCUUACACGGCACAAGAGGUUGACUUGUCUAAGAGGAUUAUGAGAUAUUUUGCUAAUUUUGCCAAAACAGGAAAUCCAUCGCUUUCACCAAAUGGCGUGUGGACGGCGACUUUUUGGCCCCUGCAUACGGCCUAUGGAAGAGAAUAUUUGACUUUGGACGUUAAUAGUACGGCAACUGGUAGAGGACCACGUUUAAAGCAAUGUGCUUUUUGGAAGAAGUACUUACCACAACUGCAACAGUUAACAGUUGAGCUUCAACAAAAGCCACAAGGCCAAAACUGUACAAACGGAUCAGGCCUUGGCUACUCACGAUCCAUUUCCGUAGUGACACUCCUACCACUCCUCCUGAGUGUACUUAGUAAAAUUGGUGCGUAGGAAAUUUAGAAAAGAGAACUGAUUAUUAAAUGAAAUUCCUAGAAACAUUGUAAAGAGAAGAGAAAUGAGAAAUUUUGGUGUUGCGCUAGCAGUGGAUGUUAGGAAUCUAUCGCUUUUUGCUGUGUAGAGGACCCCAACAAAAAAUAUCUAUGAACGAUUCACGUGUUAAGAGGUUGUGAUUUUUUUGUGACUGAGGACGUAGGUGCUUUGGGUUCGAAGCCUUGCUGCGAUGAUUUUUUCUUGAAUAGUGCGAUCCUAUAUUUAAGACAUAUCUAUAGAUUUUUAAGAGAGUAGUAGAUUAUAAUCGAAUACAGCUUUUGUUCACUUAUUUUUCAUAUCUAUAUAAUGUUUUAAAAGGGUAUUUAAUGGUUUUAUAAAGCUAUGAAAUAACCCUCGUGGUAACUAUGCAUAUCAUAUAAUAAUGCCAUCGAACUAAUUUUAAUAUUAUUGAUUUACACUUGAUUUUGAAAUGGGUACUAUUUAUUCGGUUAUUCUGGGUUGUAAGCCCAAAGUACCUGCCUCCUUAAAAUGAACAAAUUAUUAAAAUAGAAACUAUAGAAUACCGUUUUUAUUUGUAAUAAUAUAAUUUGGUUGCAAUAUUUUGGUUAAAUUGGACAAACAUUUUAAUACUCUAGAAAAGUUUCUGGUAGAACGAAAUCGAAACAAUUAUCAACACUUCUUUAACUCUACAGUAUUAUUAUUAAUUUCUUGUUACAUGUUAUACAAUAUUAGGGUCAUCAGCAGACCAACGAAACACAAACAUAACGGUAAGUUAAAAACAUUCUCAGUCGCUCUACUUUCAUUCUGCCGGAAUUCUCAAUAGAACAAUGAAUUUGUGUUAAUCUGAAAUCAACUUUAGCUCUUUCUUCGCAUUGUCAAGCUAUAAACGUCAAUCAAAGCGAAAUAUGUUUGUGAAAGAGGUAAAGUGAAUUUGGAAAACAGAAAAAAGUCGGAAAUUGUGAGACGGUGGUAGCAAACGUUGGUGCCACGCAUCUCAUCUUCAAAAUCGUACAAACUUGUUCGGGUGAAAUAUUCAGCUCUUUUAGCAACUGUCUCAAGUAAUACACAGUAACGAUUCUCAAGCACAACUUUUUCACUUAAGCGAUGUUGUCAUUAACCUACACUUUCACGACUUCUUACAGUGGUAAAAAUAAAUUUCAUAAUAAACUUACGUGAGAACUUUUAAUGAGAAAUUCCUGGUAGAUAUUUCACAGAAUCAUCUUAGUUCUUAUUUCACGUUAGCAAAAAUUGCCUAAAAUAAGCGAGUUCUACAUAACAUUUUCGGUGGAGCCUCGUGUAACAAAUAUUUCUGAAGUUAGUUAUAUUAAUUUCUUGCUGCAUGUAACAUGUUUCACCCUAUUAGAGGCAUUAUCAGAUCCACGAAAGGCAAAAUAACAGAAAGUUAAGAACCUUUUAAAGUUCUAUCUUUAUUCUCUUAAAUGUCUAAACGUAAUUUUUUAAUAAAACAACAAAUGUGAAUUAAUCUGAAAUCAAAUUUAGCUCUUCCUUAAAAUUAUUUUUAUAGCUUUGAUCGACUUGAAAUAUGUUUCUUAAAAAAGACUUAUAUUAAGUUUGGGAAACAGAAGACAGUCACAGGGAUCCAUGCCUGGUGAAUACGGUUCUCUUUCAACCAAAUUUGUUGAGAUUUUGAUCAUAAUGGUAGGCUUCUGAGAGGGUGUACUAUAAUGGUGCAAGCUUUUCUGGAACAAGCUUUGCUGCGACACAUCUCAUGUCCAAAAUGGGACAAACUUAUUCCUGUUAAAUAUUCACCUCUUGUGGCAGGUCUCUCAAGAUAUAGUAAUGAUUUUCAAGCAUCAAAUUCUUUACUUUAGAGAUAUUUUCCUUAGUUACAUCCAGUAUUGAACCUAUAAUAAAAUAAAUAUCUAAUAUCAAGAGAAAUUCUCGGUAGAUAUUUAACAAAAUCAUCCAAAUGUUCAGCAUAAAACAAUGCUGAACUUGCGAAUUCAAUACUUAAAUUUUAUACUUUUGCAAUCCUGUAACUUUAAGUUUUAGUGAAAAAAACUUUGUUUAUUAGUUGGUCUGAUAGGGCGAAACAUGUAAUAAGGAAUCGAUGUGAUAUCUAAAUUUGUAAUUUAUAUUACUAGAGAUUUUUCUUAUCGAUGGUUAAACUCUAACAAGUCGUAUCCCCAGGUUAGCUAAUUUUACAGGAGACGCAAAAAAUGACAUUCCUCGGGAAUUUCGUAAAAAAUAUCGAAAUUGUAUGAAUAGAAAUUAUCCCUAAUCUGUUCGGGUAUAUUCAGAUCAUUUUAUUAUUUUUUGAGCAACUUGGUAUUUUACAGGGUGGGAUACGAUAGAUUAGAACGUUCGAUUUGUGGGUUACGUCUUUUUGUGUUUUAUUUGGAGUGGUUUACAACUUUUUCACUUUUGUAGUUUUCAUUAUUGUGUGGAUUAGGAUAUAAAUCAAACUAUAAAUAAUUAUUAUUGCAGGUAUCUUUUAAGCUUUAUUAAUGAGCAGUGUAUGGCAAGUUGUCGUAAAAACUAUGGACAUCUAAAUUUAACACAGUUUUUAGUUCUUGUAAAUGCUUCCAUUUGGUGUGUUUGAUUGGGAGACGUUCAGGAAACAAGGGUUUAAAUGUAUGAUCUUUGAGUAGUGAAGGAAAUUUAGCACGUUGAGGCAAAAUUUUGUAUUCGUCUUCGUAGUUUAUUUUAUAGUGAAUACUUCCGUCCGGUAAAUAUUUAAGACACCUUAAAUCUGACACAGUUGGGUCGCUUUUGAUUUUUUCUGGGCAUAUAGAGUUAAAUCGAAUGAGAUUCUUAUUCUCAUAUAAAAAAAAAAUCAUGCGAGAGAUACUUUUUGUUAAGUGGGAAAGGGUUUUUUCGAGCUUCUUUUAUAAUUUGUACAUACUGCGAUGGCAGGGUAAUAUCACGACCUUUUAACUUCCUUUCCACAACUGCAUGGGUGGAGUCGCACUCCAUUUGUGUAUGUCCCUUUUCAAGGUACUUUUGCUCUAUAGAAAUUUCAUGUUUGGUUGAAAAGAAGCUCAAAGCAUUUGAUAAUACAGUGUUGCGGUUUUAAUAACCACAGCCAUCCGAAAAUAUUAUUAUGUUCUUUUUUUCGGCCAAACAAUGUUCUUCAAGAUGGUGUAUAAUGCAGGAAGUGAAUAAAGAUGCUUGUAAGUCACCUUCAGACUCAUUCCAUACAUAAUUGGUGCACUGAUGCGUCGCUAAGUUGUAAAUAUGUGUACUUGUAAUCUGGUCUUGUAAUACACUUUGCUGGCCUAAAUAACAGGGCAUAACUUAACGGACUGUACAUCCAUGGUAAAGACAUAAUGCAUCCCAUUGACAGCUUCUUUUUUAUCAUUAGUUUAUUCCUCCUGAGCAAGGGUCUUCUUUUUCAAAAGAUUUUGGUAUUCCUCUUCAGUUAGUUGCUUAGAUUUGUAUUGUAGACAAGUGUCACACUGAUCUUUUUUGGUUUGUGUAGUGCUAAAUUUUUACUCUCAAAAACUGUGUUAAAAGUCGUAAUGGAAACUGUUUUUUUUUUCGUCAUCUUUACAUUUCUGUUUAUAAACUUCAUAGACUUCCAUUUUUAUCAUAAAGGGAUGUUCAAAAUACAGCUUUUUAGAAUCCUUGCGGCAAUAGUGUGAUUCUAAUUUUGGUAGAAGGUCAAAGAAUGAUUUUAGAUGAUUUACUUGUUCACCAGUUUUCUCAAAAAAAUCAGAGCGACUUCGUUUAAUACUUUUUCUUCGAUUCCCAAUAUCUUCUCUUUCUACUAAGCCAUGAUUUUCACUUGUAAGUACCCAGUUCUGUACCAUUUUUUCGUUUAAGCCUAGAGUUUCCAAAAACUAUAGGUUCCUUGCCUUCUAGAGGGCCCCUGAACAUAACAUCUCUUUUUUGGCUGAUAUAAAACCAAAUUAAUUACGUACACCUUUUUCUGUUCCCAGGUUAUUUCCCAGAGUAACUUUUAAAUAUUUCUUUACGUUUUGCAGAAGUAAACUUUUCGCAGUUUCUUUUUGAGGACUUUUUACAGAAAGCCUCAUUUCCACAGCCAUCUUUUAUUUUUCGCGAUGUUCUUAAAAUGUUUUGAUGUACAGUCCCAUUGUUACGGAAGUACCCCAACCCCAAGUAUUCUUUUCCCAACAUUCCUUGUUUUUUGCUUUUAUUCUUUUCCCAUUCCUCAGGUGCUGCUACUUUUCGUCAAUUUUUUUUUGUCACUUUCUUGUUACUUCAAUUACUGGCUUGGCUGUAUCCACUGGCUCAGCUACAGAUGGCGCACUGUCAGAUUGGCAAUAAUAUUUUGUGUUAUUUUGCGUACAUAAUUACUGUCUUUGCAUUGAAAAAUAUUUAAAAAUUAUACCUGUAUAAUAAUUUUCAGAACCAAUCAUUGUGACUUCGCUAUUGUUGUUAGGGCAACUACCAUAAAUGGUAUUUUCCGCCAUUGUCUCAUUUAGUUCGGCAAAUAAUAGUUCACUUUGGGAAACAUCUGAAAAAUAUAGGUAAUUUAAUUUAAAAUGUAGACGCUCACUUUUUAUACGUUCAUAAAGUAAGUAAUAAUAUCAAUUUAAAUGGUAUUAAAAUUUCAUGCGGGUAGAAAAUUUUACAAAUUAAAGACGUACCUGAAUCAUUCUGGCUGCCCAUCGUCGCCAUUGCAUCUUCCAGGCAAUCAAGACCGGGAUCCAGACUCACCAGUCCAUCGUCUACAACUACUUCGCAUUCGUAUUCUACGUUGUUUUGUAGGUUUUGCAGGAAUACUGCUUCUAACAUCUUUCUACCUCGACUACCCAUCUAAUAAGAAGUUGACUAUAGUUUACCUUAUAAUUUUGAUUGAUAAUUACCCAAAUUAUCAAUCAAUGGUCCUAAAUUAAAUUACGUUACUUCUUAAAUUAAGUUAUUUUGGCUGUAUAAACCCAACAUAAAAAGAAAAAAAGAAAAUUACCCUAGUUCAAAAUAGUCGGAUAAUCAAGUUUUACGUUUUAGACGAAUAAUUCUAAUAUGUCGUAUAAACAAAGCUGCAAACAUUACCUUUAUUUCAUAAGUUUUUAUUAUUUUAUUAAGAUAACUAAUUAUUUUUAAACAUAAAUUGCACAGUUUUGAGGCAAAAAACUUACAUUUUAAGAGUUGUUUAACCAAAAAAUCACAGAAACAUUACUACACGACGUUCAUGCACCGGCUCUCCCACGAGGAUAUUGCAGGAUACGACAAGUUUCUUUUACCUAUUCAACCAAUGAUGAUGAUACGACAAUAUUUAAAAUUUGAAUUCCUCAAUUCCUAUUGGUUAGUGGUUUACGAGCUUUCAGAAUUAGGUGGAAAACGUUGUAUUGGUUUAAACCCGCGUAAAACACCAAAACCUGAAAAAGUGUGGUUUUCGACCUGUUAGAAUUUAGCUAUCGUUAUAUUGAUGACGUUAUUACUUAUACAAAUGCUGUCUCUGUUUAAAUUGUCACCCUGUAUAUCAAAAUAUUUUAAAGUUUUAAGAUAAAGAAAAGUAUAUCAUUUUUUUCUUACCAUACUGUACUUUCUUUACUUAUAAGUCAGGGAGCCAAGUAGCGAUUUCACGUCAUAUGAAGUAAUAUAACUGUCGUCGUCAGACUUUUGAUUUAGUGGACUGUAUUAAGUUUUUGAGAUAGAUUGAGAAUUAAUAUGGUUCUUCGUUUUUUUUUCAAUAAAUGUUCGAACGAACAUUAGUGAUGCAUAAUGGCUUACCUUGCUUCGUUGAAGUCGGGCUUGGUAGCGCUACCAGUUCAUCGUUCCUUUCAUAUCAGGGACCCACACCUUAGGUAAAGUUUAAUUUAAGUCGGUUAAUAAUUACUGCAUGAAAAUCACCGGCGGUCUUUAGCGGCCUUUACACCGAAAGUUUUAACUGCACGAUUUUCGAAAUGCACGAUCAAUCGCACGCGUAAGUGUUUUUGUGUAAAGGGAAAUAAAUCCGAGAUUCUCUCUGAACAAGCACGCGCGAUUUUCUACAAGUCUUUACACAUAAGGUUUUAACUGAGCGAAAUAAAAAGAUCAUGUUUUUAUUUAAUAUACAUAUUUGUUCCAGUUGAACUGUUUCUUUUUGGAGCGCGUUAUGUCGGACGGUCGUUGCUGGAGCAAAGAAGUUGUUACAGAUUUUAUUAAUAUUUACCGAGAAUAUCCAUGCCUUUGGCAAAUAAAAAGCAAGGAAUACAGUAACCGAAAUCUUAAAAAUGUCGCCUAUGAUAAACUCGUUAAAUUCUGUAAAGAAGCUGGGUUUCCGGAGGCCAACAAAGAUUCUAAGGGGAUCGUUUAAAAAAGAGUUGAAAAAAGUGAAGGAUAGCAAAAGGUCUGGAAUGUCGCAAGAUAAUUUAUAUACACCAGUGCUAUGGUAUUUUGACCUCCUUCAAUUCACCAUGGAUGAAGAGAUUCCGGCUAAUAGUGUAUCGAAUAUUGACGAGGAAACUACCGAAGAUCUGAUAGAAUCUGAAUAUGGUAAAGGAUCUAAUAUGAACGCAUUUACUACGUCACAGCCUAAUAAUAAUCAAUAGAAAAACGAUGUAAGUAUUAUUUAUUUCCAAACAAACUAUAUAUUUUAUUCUUUUUGGGGAGAAGAAAAUGAAGGCAAUUUCGUUAGAAACUUGCCCAAACCCGUUAUUAAAAAAACAAUAAAUAAAAGAACAAUUGAGGAGACCCAGCAUGAAUUUAUGAAAGUCUGCACAACGGCAUUGACGACCCAAAAAAAUAUGAGUGAAUUUGACGCCAUAGGUUGUAAUAUUGCCAAAAAAAUACAAAGAAUGCAACCCGAUUAAGCACUAUAUGCAAAGUCCAUAAUAAAUUCUGCAGUAUUAAAAGGAUUAGUAAAUCAAUUAUCUGAAAAUACCAAAACUCUUGCAACUUAUGAAGUUUUUCAUCUGCGAGCUCAUCAACGUCUCAAAAUCAGUACGUAUCAACCCCUACACCAUCCCCUGGUGGGGUAACAUUUCCGUCAUAUUCAAAUAGUAGUAAAGUAGAAAUAGAAUACAGUUUGCAAAAUAAUGUGAAACAUUAUUAUGAGAAUAUACAAUUAUGGUAACUUGUCAUUCUUGUAUUUUUUGUUUGCUUAUAGUAAUAAACGUUACAUUAUUACCCUCAUAUGUUCUUUCAAUGAUACGAGGCAUAGCCUUAUGAUAGCCUAUGAUAGCCUUACAGGUUUGUGGUAUUAAAAUGCUUAAAGUUGGUGCAGAUAUCCCUGUGGAAAAUUUUAAGUCCUCAUAGGAACGCCCAGUGGCCAAAAAACUCAACGUAGCAACUAGUUUUUCUUCGGCACCAAUGGCUUUCCUCAUGAUUGUGUCUUUUUUCAAUAUUCUCACUUUUACCAAAUUCAGCAAAUAGUCAAAACAAGUAUUGUCCAUUCUUAGGUAAUUUUUAUAAUCUUCAGGAUAGUUUUCUCGCAAAUGUUGAAUUAAUGGAAUAUCAUUAUACCGGGACCUGUAAUAUUAUUUAAAUGAAGAAAUGACGUAAUAGUUACAAACGUUACAUAUAAAAAAAGUAAUUAAACAUAAGUCUUAACGGUAAUCCUUAACCCAAACACUACGCUUUCGCUUAUUCGAUUUUUGGGCAUCAUUCUUAUUCCAGCUGCCACUAUAGCAAUACGUUUAUUUUCCUCAGAUACCGACAUAUUUGAAUAUACAAAUUAAAUAAUAUAAAGAAAACCUCUCCUAAACCUUUUUAAAAAAUACAAAUUCCACGUCUCCUUCCACGCGCCACGUAAUCGCGCGCGAUUUAUCCUUUACACGUAAGGAUUUACGCUCGCUAUUCAUUCCAAACAGUUUUAACCAAACGCAAGAGUUUCUUGGUAAAUUAGAGUUUUUUUGAGCCACAGUUUUGAUCGCAGUUUUGACCGUCCAAAUUUGCAUGCGAGCAAUCGCGCGUUCCGCAGGCGCGUGGUUAAAACGUUACGUGUAAAGGCCGCUAAUAUGUAUAAGGCUGUUAGCGGUUAACUGUUUUACAAAACCUACUUGCAAGUGUGUGUAGGUACUACUGCGCGUACUUCCUUCCAAUUUUUGGCAAUGCAUUUGUCCCGCAUUGCGCAGGUCAGUAAGGUUACAAGCCCGCAAAACAAUGUGCCUAUUUUCACGGAAAAUACAUUUUAAAUAAAAUGGUUAAUUAUUAAAGAACCAUCCUAUGAUUUCCGAAUUUAAACAUUCCGAAAAAAAAAAAAUAAAAAUAUUCAAUAUUAAUUAAUCUUGGAUUGAUAUCCAACAAUAACGUAAUCUACUAUCUGAUGUCAUAUUUGAGUGAUAUCUAUAUCCAGUGCAAGUUUUUAUAUUAAAUGGUUAAAAUGUAAAUUUGGUGGUGGACAUCUAACAAAUCAAAGUUUUACGAAAUGACGAAUUUUUACUUCCUUGAUAAUUUUUGAAUUUCCCACCAUUCGCACAUAUCCAUCAUGACCAUGAAGGUUUAUAUGAGGACCUGUGCUUUAAAAUAAUGGUUGAUGCGCAGUAAUUCGGAUUUUUCUUCUUUUGUGUGGCGAAUUUAGGAUUGUUAUAAGCUUUACAUAUUCCAAAUAAAUUAAGUAAACUAAGUUAGUACCUUGUACUUGAAUUAAUCCAGCGCAAACAAAUAAAACCGACUCAAAUUUGACCAAAAUUCAGUAUGAAAAUGUCGUGUAAUUCGUAUUAUAACAAACAUUUAUAGUUAGUUAUAUUUCAACUCGAAUCCGACUAAAAUGGUGAACGAAAUAAAUGACACAAAAGUGUGAUUUAAAUAAAAAUCUCACAAACUAACAAAUCCUAUGCACUAAAAUUGUAUAAGAAAUUUAACUAAUUUAUGUGAUAAUUAAUGAAUAAAAUGAGACAAAAAAUUAUAUUAUAGGCUUGGAUCAGCAACUAAUUAUGAAAAUGCAAACAAUUGUGAAAUACAGGGUGUUUUAAAUAGAAUUUCAGAAGUGUUUUAUACAGAGGGUAUCCCACGAAAAUAAAUUUUACCUCGUUACGACGUUGCCACAUAUCCUAAAAAUUUUUAAGCUAUAUUUUCCCAGAAAACACGUACGUACGUGAUUGUAACAACCUGUAUAUAAAAAAAUUAAUGUAAAUAUCCAAUCCAAUGAGUUGAGUUGCCUAACAUCAAAAAUAUUGCAACCAGAUUACAUUAGAACACAACAAAUAGUUAAAAAAUAACUUAAACAAUAUUGACGGUAGGGUUUGUAAAACAUUGCAUGAGGUAGCCAUAGAUAAGUUGUAUACAUUUGUAUUGUAUUUAAAAAAAAACAGAGUGUGCCAAAAACAAAGAUGGAAAGUUACCUCAGGCGGAAGUUUUCCAAAUUCUAUUGAAGGAAACCCUCUUCUCCUUUCUACAAUCCCUUGCUAAAGUAUCUCUUUGCUGCCUUAUGAUAUAUCGUAAAUUUUACAAAUAUAGAGACAAAUAACUAUUUCAUACUGUCUGACUCUAUCCUAGUAAUUAGUAAUUAGUAACUCUAGUGCCUCUGUAUUCAUGUAGUAUUAGCGACCGAAGAACUAAAGAAUACUUGAGAGACAAUUUCCACACCAAAAACGUUUUAACAACAAUGCGUCCAUGUAUCCAACAAGAAUUGCUUAUAUUCUUCGGUCGUCAUUUUUUACCUUUUUUGGUUUAUUUAACUAUAUAUACUUAAACGUACAUAUCCACUAAUGGUGCGAAUCUUUAACACUUUUUAACAAAAAUAAAAUAAAGGAAAAUACAAACGUAGAUCUCUUACCCAGUUCACUUUCUAUUUGUACAUAAAUACCCAAUAUACUGUUUAUAUAGCGGAAAUAAAAAGCUAAAUUCUGCGGGUUUUAUAACGCUUCAAUUAAAAACAAAUGUAAUAAUUUUAUUGGCAUAAGAAACAGCUUUAAUUGUACAAAGUGUAAAAGUAUAAAGCGUUUUCUCUCAGCUAUAUUCAGUCAAAACUUGUAUACCCACAACAUAUCGAAAGUGGAUGUUUUAUUAAAACGUUUUCGUUUGCUUCCUUCCUAGUUAUAAUGUAUUUCAUUCUAAUAAAUUAUGGCUUAGGUAUAUUUGAACACAUUUUUAUAUAAAGUUCAGAAGUUGAGUUGGGUUGGGUUAGACUAUUUAUUCACUAAAAGUUGGCAUUUUUUAAUAUUUGAAUAUGAUACCCAGACCACCUUAAACUAACUUUGUAUCUAAGAGAAAAGAAUAAAAAGCUGUCGAAAUCACUUAGGUGCCACAAUUCAAAUAUAUCAUUAGAGCUCUAAAAAAAGUUAUACAAACACCACAUAUCUUAAAAAUUACCUUUCAAAAGACCAAAAAAGGUUAAGAGAAGACAAACUUGUCGUCUCUGUGAUGGCUUCUGAACCUUUCGGGUAAUUUGCCAAAAAGAUUUUUGAAGAUUUGACUGCAGUUACUGAAGAAAUUUUACCGAGAGUAUAUUGAACUACCUUGUUGCUAUUAUGACCAAAUUAUUACCAGUUAUGUGAUUUUUUAAAUUUGCCAAAAAAAAAUUACAAAAUUCAAUAUUCAACCUCUAAUAAUAAAGUGACGUUAAAAAGCUGAGCCUAUUCGCAACACCAGAAUUAAUCACAUAAUCAUUUGGCAGUACCGCGGGGCAUCAUGGGACGCCUUCCUAAAAACUCAAAGUUCACUGUUAAGAAAAGCCCAACGCUUCAAUCCGCGUCACACUGUUGACUCACUUUUUUAAAAAUGGCAGUUCUAAUUUAAAAAGGGCGCAAUUUGGAAAAAAAUCACUAUAUCAUCUUAAACACUCAUCAAAAGAACCAGAAGAAGAAGACGAAAAGUUAAUUGCAAAAAUUGAUUAAAACUUGCUAUUAAAUUAGGAUGUGGCUCUUGGUAGCAGACAGUUAAACCAGUUUAUAAUUUCAGGAGUGCUUUGACUUUGGUUCCUCAAUAAAUUAAACUAAAGCUGAGAUAAGAGAGCAACUGCCUAAAAUUUAAAAAAAUAUAAUGUAUUAUAUUUUUUUUGGGUGAUUUUGUGGGUAAAUUGCUCAAGUGCUAAAGAAAGUGAUAAAGUUGUAAUCUUUAACACUUUUUAAUUUACCAAUUUCCGACCUUAAUUUGAAAAUCAUGACGAUUUCUUACCAACCAAUUAAUAUCUCUUUCAGUCCAUAUUCAAAUAUACCGUAGCCGGACAUCGACCAGUAGAUUUAUUGUAAAUUUUGUAAUGAGGUAGUUUUUCAUAUGCACUAUUUAGAUUAUAAGUCGCAAGUCGGUUUGCUGAUUAUUUGUACUUUUUAGUGUAGAUAAAAGAUGUUUAAUGCGCGAUUUUUGGUUUUUCGGACUUUGUACUGGAAAUCCCAGUUUUCAAAGUCAAAAACUAAAAAAAAUACUUAUUUAAAACUGCAUUAUAACUAUAUCGACAUAUUAGAUUUGAAUCCUAAAUAGGUAAUAUAAGAGUUUUAUAGAAAAUACAAAAACUAUUGAAAUUUAUGUGUUGGUUCGAUUGCACUUCUAUUUAUUUUUUAACGAGCUUUAAUUGUUGUUUCCUUCUGAAAAUGUGUUCUUGUAUGGCAUAUCAUUAACUGAUAUCUAUAUUAGAUGUUAGAUAAAUAUAUUGUGUAUAAAAAUGUGCUUAAUACAGUUUUCUAUUGAGGCAAUUUUUUUAUAAGAUCUUCCAUUAAACGUUUGAAGAUUAUAAGGGAACUAUAUAAUUUUUCAGUCAAUACAGCCUAAACGUAGAACAGCGAACUCUUUGUCCACUAUAUACUGCUAUAAAUAGUUCAUAAAAACACAUAAGACAUGCUUAUAUGUUCUUAUAUUUACCUUGACCUGUGUUAUAGGCAAAUCUAUUAGUUAUUGUGAUAAAAUAUUAUAAGAAAAGUGAAAAAUUUAUUAUAAAAAAUAUUUAUCAUAUAAGUAGGAAUAUAUGUUGUGGGAUUUUUUUUAUUUGUUUUUAUUCAUAUUACAGUUUUUUGUCAGAAAGAAUUACUUAUAAUUUUACCAGGGUGCACACAAGAAAUUCCCUUAAACUUCCUAGAUUUUAUGACAUGUACCAACAUUAUUAAGGCCAAUUAAGCCAGCUUACUUCAAGACAUACUUAAUUUAGGUAACAAUUAAAAAAAUGUUAUGCCUACACGAAUAAGUUAGUUCAUUAGUCGUGAUACUAUCACACGUGGCAACUUUGCUAGAGUUCCCAGAUUAACGUCAAUAAAUCAGGUUAGACCGUACUUGUCUUGUAAAUGGAAUAUUCCGAAUGUAUGUGCCACGUAUUUACAUUUUUUUUCAUUUUCUCUUGAAAUACAUAAAACAUUCUUGGAAUAUGCGUAAAAGGAAUACAAUAAGUAAAAAAGGACGUAAGUUUUUAUAAAUGAUGAUUGGUUAUUGACACCAACCAAGAGAGAAUUAUAAGUAAUUCCUUCCCAAAAUGGUAAAACUUACCCAAACUCACAUAAUAUAGAAAAGGGCCUAUUUAAACAACCAUUCAGUUAUUUUUUUUAUUUUUCAUAAUUAUGUAAAUCAAGACAAAUACUUUGGUAAUAAUUAUGUUAAAGUGAGAUCUAGGUGGAUCAGCCAAAAAGUGAGAAAAAAUAUGUUCAUUCAAUAUUUUCAGUCAGCCUGUAUAUUUUAAAUUAUUAGUCUACAUUAAAAUGAAUCCUCAUUUUCUGACGACCCUAUAUAAAACGUCUAUACUUGAUGUCACACUUUAAUAAAAUUAAAUUAUUUUAAUUAUGACUAGUAUACUACAUGUAAAAAACAAUAUAUUUAUAUCUGAAAAACAAACAUAUUAUAAAAGAGUUCAUCUACGCUUCUAGCACGAACAGUACGGGCGCAGAUGAAAUGUUUUACGUUACAUACAGGCUGAUUAUAACUACCUAUAUCGUUUUCUUUAAUCGUUGAUUGAAAAGGGAACUCGCCUCUUCAAUCAACGCUUUAAUCCUGUAUUUUUUAACGGACCCGUCAGCUCAAAUGUACGGUAAUAUACAUAUAUCUAUUAUUGUUGUAGGCCUAUGGCUGUAUAUUAUAUUAUUACUAUUAUUAUUAUUAUUAUUAAUAUUGUUUAUUACUUGAUUUCAAUAAAUGAAUUGCUUGUACAAUG